Molecule: messenger RNA, 3219 nt
Organism: Fonsecaea erecta
Lineage: Eukaryota; Fungi; Ascomycota; Eurotiomycetes; Chaetothyriales; Herpotrichiellaceae
Exons: 8
Coding region: 1-3219 (1072 amino acids)
Molecular function (GO): protein binding
Source: RefSeq, a predicted model, not a curated record
AUGCCAGCUCCGUUCGGCUUUUCGGUUGGAGACUUUGUGACUGUGAUCCAGCUCACAGGCAAGAUAAUCUCCGCACUCAAGGAUGUUGGGGGCUCCUCUUCAGAGUACCAACAUGCCGUGAUUGUACUCGAAAGCCUCAAGCGGCUGCUCGAAAAAGUGACACAACUUAUCAUCACAGCAGAAAAUAAAGUCCAGGUCAAUGCCCUUCGUGGCCUGGCUCUGGCUUGUGAGCCUUGCCUCCAAGAAUUCCACAGGAAGCUCAAGUCUUACGAGGCGUCUAUUGGUCCUUUCGCCCCGAAGGGCCGCCUCAAGGGGACCUACCAUAAGGUCAAAUGGGCUUUUCUGGGUUCUGAAGAGUUCAGCCAGUUCCGCAAAUUCAUUGCUAUGAAGGUGCUCUGUCUGAGCCUGCUGCUUUCCAUGCACAUAUUUGAAUCUACCUCAAAGAGAGAUGCAGAGGAACAAGCAGGACGCUUCAGCCUCGUCGACGAGAUCACAAAAAUCCGAGAAAGCAUGGAAAGACUCGAGCUUAGGAAUCAGCAAGGUGUCCCUAAGCUUGAUUACCAGGCCAGCUUGCAGCCGAUACAAGACAAGGUCGAAAAUAUUGCUGAGAGACUGGAGAGCAACUUGCCUCCUAUUAUCGACUUUCUCGGCUCCUUCCAGCGAGAGACGAAGAAUGCGCUUCAAAGGAUCAUUCAGACCAAUAUGCAGAUAUAUGCUUUACUCCUAGCGAGUCUGUCUAGCCCGAGCACUGGUCCAUCAAUGCCCUCCGACUUCAUUGUGUUUGAAGAUGCUCUUGGCAGGACCAUUUCGCUUCCCUAUCAAUGGUUCCGUCAUUGGGAGACCUUCGAAGGCCUGCUCCGCGCCAAGUUCAAGGGCGUCCCUGGCGAGACUAAAGUAUUGGAAGGACAAUACCACUUGAUCGAGACCAAAGAUCCGCUGGCAGGUAGGGCUGUGCCCACGCCCGAGCUGCGCAGAGCCACGAAUCGAAUUGGAACAUCCCCAAAUGUUAGCAACAUGUAUUAUCCAUCUCGGGAGAGGUUCCAAGGCCAAACGAGGCGUUUGACAGUUCUCACAGAAGACGAUAAAGUGAUGUGGUCACAGAGCACUGAAGACCUAGAAGUGUUCGGAGCUAGACCGUCACCCAAGGACCCUGAAGAAACGGCCGCCAUUCUAGCUCUCUUGGAGCCCGCAGAUACGACAACAGCCAACGAUGAUUUCAUGACUCUAAACAGUGCCACAGAAGCGGCCCCUCGGACUGAAAAGCCUCCAACCUCGCCCAAAUUGACCAUCGGACCUGUUGUGCAAAAGCUUGUGGCGGAAACGAUCCAGAUUUCGGACGACUUACCAUCGGAUUUCCAAACGCCAUUGGAUAUGUGGCUUGCGCAGACCGAGUUGGUUGGCCUCGACCCCAAUGUGAUAGCCGACACGCCGUUGUCUGAUAUGACAGGUCGCGACGAGGAAGCCUCGGAAAUUGAACAUUUCAAACGUGUGCAUAUCAAGCAAUGGAACAAGAAUCCGGACGGCGGCAAUGACACAGGAAAGGUCGCGGUUGACCCGAAAUGGUCGGCGGAAAUCGACGAAGCAAUCUACCACCGCAACAUUUCUGACAGAUUUCCCUUACUGCCGUCGUGGCUAGCUGAUCGCCUGGCGAAGCUCAAUGUAAAAAGGGCGAAAAGACUCCCGCGCGCCUAUUACGCACAAGCCUCCUCAUCGCACGACGGAGACGGCGCCGAUCUCGACUAUCAUCUCCCUUAUUUCGCCAUAGACCUCCAACACAUGAACUGUUACUUUUGCGACAAAGCCCUGUCAACAACGGAUGGAUUCAUAGCGCACGUCGGUCAACAUCUGGAGCGCAUCGCAUUCGCAGUCCUCGCCAAACCAUAUCAGAAGUGGCACUUUUACGACGACUUGGCGUCUGAAUGGUCGUCCGCAUCUCCUGUAAAGCUGAGUCCUGAAAUCGGUCGUCUCGUCAGUAACAAUUCUGUCGCCACUGUGAAGCAACUGCUCAAGGAUGGUAUCCUCACGAAGACGCUCUGCGGAAACAGCGCCAUAUGGCUAGCCUCUCAGCAUGGUCAUGAAUUGAUCGUAUGGCUCCUGAUACAAUACGGGUUCGAUGUGAACGAAAGGGAUCAGUUCUACGGAGGAAGGACUGCACUCCAUCAUGCUGCCGAAGCCGGCCACGCCCCAGUCGUCAAAAUUUUGUGGGGAGCGUAUCCAAAAAGAGGUUGUCUGGACGACUUGCACUCUGCCUGGAUCGCCGCAGCAGAAAAAGGACAUUCUGAAUGUCUAAGAGUUUUGAAAGCCAUUUUUGAGGAGGUUUACUCCGGAAAUCGAUCCACGCCUGUGUUUCAUCCCUCCUAUGUCGCGCAAUGGGUUUGCGAUGGGGUUGAGGCCGCCAUUGAUAAAGGUAUGCAGAAGUCAUUUGAAGAGGUGACCGCCUACCAUUGGAGUCCUCCAACAUUCACAGAUGAGAUACGAUCCAAGGCAGCCUCAAGAACAAUCUAUUGGGUCUGGCUAUCACUCCGAAAUAGCUCUCUCAGCCACCUCAUACUGUCAAGCCCCUGGCUCGAGCGAGACUGGCUUCCUACACAUCUUUCCUUCCCUGACGGGCUCACUGAUGAAUUCGUCAAGGAGACCAGCAACCCUGUCCUUAAGAUACUGAAUUUAUCUGCCGAUAAAUACCAGGGUACUAGGGAUUCAACUGAAUCUGAUGUCGACCACUUGCAGAUACUUCUAAAACAACAUCCCGAGCUCAUCCAGUUGAUAUACUUAGAUCUUGCCAGACAUGGACUUCGCAAAAGUCUGCUUGUGCUGCUGCAAAGGGACUUACGUCCGCAUCCAAGAACCCUGUCGACCCUGGUACAACAUCAUUACAGUGACUCUGUGGAAUAUUUGCUCCAGAACUUCUUGUCACAUUUUAGAGAGACUGACAGAGUCGAGGCGCUUGACUUUGCCGUCCAGCUCAACAAGCUCAGGGUUAUUGAGGCACUUAUCAAAGCCGGCGCUCUCCCGACUUCGCCCUCCGCCGCAGCAGACCGCCUACUAUCGACGUGUAUUCGGUACAAAAACGAAGUCUUGCUUGAGAAAUUACUCGACCAGCCUAGCCCGCCAUUUUCUGCCGUCACAAUAGCUGAUGCAAACCGCAGAAUCAAGCUUUUCCGAGCUCUGGAAGUUAUGCGCAACAGGUUGUUAUCACGCAUCGCGCCUACACGUGACUAA